Gorilla gorilla gorilla (western lowland gorilla) is the source of this 1357-nucleotide messenger RNA. It is a transcript of the gene HOXA2, whose product is annotated as homeobox A2. The transcript has 2 exons. Bases 184 to 1311 code for a protein of 375 amino acids. Lineage: Eukaryota; Metazoa; Chordata; Mammalia; Primates; Hominidae. Gene Ontology annotation, cellular component: nucleus. The record is from RefSeq and is a predicted model, not a curated record. Gene Ontology annotation, molecular function: DNA-binding transcription factor activity, RNA polymerase II-specific; RNA polymerase II cis-regulatory region sequence-specific DNA binding. Gene Ontology annotation, biological process: regulation of transcription by RNA polymerase II.
AGUUUAAUAGUAGCGCGGUCCCCAUACGGCUGUAAUCAGUGAAUUAGAAAAAAAACACCCUAGCAGCGAUAUUCUAUGAUAGAUUUUUUUUCCUCUGCGCUCGCCUUUUUCCUAGGCCUUGCCCCCCCAAAGCCCCUCCAAAAGAGGGAACUUUUUCUCUGAGGGGGCUCCAAGGAGAAGGCCAUGAAUUACGAAUUUGAGCGAGAGAUUGGUUUUAUCAAUAGCCAGCCGUCGCUCGCUGAGUGCCUGACAUCUUUUCCCCCUGUCGCUGAUACAUUUCAAAGUUCAUCAAUCAAGACCUCGACGCUUUCACACUCGACACUGAUUCCUCCUCCUUUUGAGCAGACCAUUCCCAGCCUGAACCCCGGCAGUCACCCUCGCCACAGCGCUGGCGGCCGCCCCAAGCCGAGCCCCGCGGGCAGCCGCGGCAGCCCGGUGCCCGCCGGCGCCCUGCAGCCGCCCGAGUACCCCUGGAUGAAGGAGAAGAAGGCGGCCAAGAAAACCGCACUUCUGCCGGCCGCCGCCGCCGCCGCCGCCGCAGCCACCGGCCCUGCUUGCCUCAGCCACAAAGAAUCCCUGGAAAUCGCCGAUGGCAGCGGCGGGGGAUCGCGGCGCCUGAGAACUGCUUACACCAACACACAGCUUCUAGAGCUGGAAAAAGAAUUUCAUUUCAACAAGUACCUUUGCAGACCCCGAAGGGUGGAGAUCGCAGCGCUGCUGGAUUUGACUGAGAGACAAGUGAAAGUGUGGUUUCAGAACCGGAGGAUGAAGCACAAGAGGCAGACCCAGUGCAAGGAAAACCAAAACAGCGAAGGGAAAUGUAAAAGCCUUGAGGACUCCGAGAAAGUAGAGGAGGACGAGGAAGAGAAGACGCUCUUUGAGCAAGCCCUUAGCGUCUCUGGGGCCCUUCUGGAGAGGGAAGGCUACACUUUUCAGCAAAAUGCCCUCUCUCAGCAGCAGGCUCCCAGUGGACACAAUGGCGACUCCCAAAGUUUUCCAGUCUCGCCUUUAACCAGCAAUGAGAAAAAUCUGAAACAUUUUCAGCACCAGUCACCCACUGUUCCCAACUGCUUGUCAACAAUGGGCCAGAACUGUGGAGCUGGCCUAAACAAUGACAGUCCUGAGGCCCUUGAGGUCCCCUCUUUGCAGGACUUUAGCGUUUUCUCCACAGAUUCCUGCCUGCAGCUUUCAGAUGCAGUUUCACCCAGUUUGCCAGGUUCCCUCGACAGUCCUGUAGAUAUUUCAGCUGACAGCUUAGACUUUUUUACAGACACACUCACCACAAUCGACUUGCAGCAUCUGAAUUACUAAAAACAUUAAAGCAAAACAAAGCAUCACAAAACAAAAACUCCUUUGA